Molecule: messenger RNA, 987 nt
Organism: Parastagonospora nodorum SN15
Lineage: Eukaryota; Fungi; Ascomycota; Dothideomycetes; Pleosporales; Phaeosphaeriaceae
Exons: 2
Coding region: 1-987 (328 amino acids)
Molecular function (GO): proteasome binding
Source: RefSeq, a predicted model, not a curated record
AUGACUGACGUCGAUAACUCAUCCGCGCCACCUGCUGGUGACGAGCUACAGAUCACACUCCUCCACCACGGCGAACGGCAUACAUUUGGCUUUGCACAGGAUGCGACGAUAUCAGAUUUAUCCGAGCGAGUCGCAUCUGAACUCUCCAUACCGCCCACCAACCAAAAGUUCCUCGUCGCCUCCAAACUCGGCCUCCAAAAGCCGCCCUUCAAAGUGCCGAACCUGCCUCUCACAGAUCUCGCCGGCAAGAAGAUAACUCUCAUGGGCAGCACGACCGCUGAAGUCGCCUCCCUCAACUCGACCAUAUCCGCCGCCUCCGCGCCUCGCCGCCCAGGCCCCAUCAAAGCCGCCAUCGACUACAAGCGCAUGCAAGACGAAGCGCAAUACACAUUCCACACGCUGCGGCCGCUGCCCUACCUCCCCAACCCCGACCGCUCUCUGCGCUUCCUCGAGCGCUUGCGCGACGAUGCGGGCAUCAAAGCCGCCAUGCUCAACCACAAAUUCAGCGUCCCGCUCCUCACGGAAAUGGACCCGGCGAUGCACACCACGCAAGACUCACGCACGCUGGGUCUCAACCGCAAUAAAGGCGAAGUCAUCGAACUGCGCCUGCGCACCGAUGCAUACGACGGGUAUCGCGAUUACAAAACGAUCAGGAACACGCUGUGUCAUGAACUCGCGCAUAAUGUGUGGGGCCCGCAUGAUCGCAAUUUCUGGGAGCUGUGUAAGCAGAUUGAACGCGAGGUGGCGCGGGAUGAUUGGAAGAGUGGCGGCAGGAGCGUGGGGGAUCAAGAGUACUAUGAGCCGGGUGAGGAGGAGGUACAUGAUCAUGGGGGAUGGACGGGUGGGGAUUUUGUGCUGGGCGGAAGUAGUGAGGGAGGGAACAGCGAGGUGGGGAGCUUAAGUCGGAGGGAGAUUAUUGCGAGGGCGGUGGAGGAGAGGAUGAAGAGGACGAAGAGGGCGGAGGAGGGGAGUGGGAGUGCUGAUUGA